CUGGUCCUUGCUCCUGUCUGGGUACCAGCUUUCCUUCAGCAGUGCAGACGGCAGAGCCUGAGGCCAGUGGAAAGAGGAGUCAGCUUGUCGAAAUUUUGCAGCAGUAAUUGUAUUCAAAGAGAAAUAAAUCGGGGAAAAAAGGAAAAGAAAAGAAGGAAGAAAGGAAGAAAGAGAGAUUCACAAGAUGAAACCCUGUCAAAAAACUGAAGGAAAACCAGAAAAUGAGAGUGAACCAAAGCUUGAAGAAGAUACAAAGCCUGAGGAAAAGCCAGACUUGGAAGAAGAGCCAGAGGAGGAGGAAAAACCGGAAGGAACUUUUAGAGAGAGAUUGAUUCAGUCUCUCCAAGAAUUUAAAGAAGAUAUACACAACAAGCAUUUAAGCAAGGAAGAUAUGUUUAGAGAAGUGAAUGAAAUAGAUGAGAUAAGGAGAGUAAGAAACAAACUUAUAGUGAUGCGUUGGAAGGUUAACCGAAACCAUCCUUAUCCCUAUUUAAUGUAGUUUGCCUUGAUUUUAAUUUUUUAUAAUAUUAACAUUUUAAUAUAGCUUUUCUUUGAUUUGCAUUUUCCUGUUAUACCUUUUUCCAUCUUUCUACUUUUAAUUUGUUGCUAGUACUGAUUUUAUAUGCAUCAAGUCUUGUUAAUCUGCAUCUCAUUGUUUAUCAUAUUUUGAACCAAUAACCUUUUAAUAAGAGAGCUUUACUCAUUUGCACAAAAAGAGGUUUCCGACAGAAUAUAAAAUAAAAAAGUUACUAAUAUGUGAAUAUCAUAUUUUUGAAAGGAAUAAUACAUUUGUAUAUUACUUAUAUGCAAAGAAAAAUGUGUGAAGGAUGAAAAGACAAAAAGUAUAGUCAGUGGUAGGAUUUUUGUUCUGCUUAUUUGUAUUUUUCCUUAUUCCUAGAAUGUACACACAUUAUUGUUAAAAUAAUAAAAGUUAUAUAACAAAA
This is a messenger RNA of Suricata suricatta (meerkat), 944 nucleotides long. RefSeq names its product transcription elongation factor A protein-like 9. NCBI's taxonomy places the organism in Eukaryota, Metazoa, Chordata, Mammalia, Carnivora, Herpestidae. The record is from RefSeq and is a predicted model, not a curated record. The transcript has 2 exons. Bases 185 to 499 code for a protein of 104 amino acids.